Molecule: messenger RNA, 189 nt
Organism: Cylicostephanus goldi
Lineage: Eukaryota; Metazoa; Nematoda; Chromadorea; Rhabditida; Strongylidae
Source: the annotation of a GenBank genome assembly
GCGCAUCCCGCCCAGCUGAAAGAUGAUGUGCAAAGCCCUGGAGGUUCAUCAGUGUAUGGAAUGCACAAGCUGGAAAGGGGUGGAUUGAAGGGCCUUCUCAUGGAUGCUGUCGAAGCUGCUACUAGCCGAUCCCGUGCCACUGGCGAUAAAGCACUUCCUCGCGAUAUUAGAAAUACAGAGUUGUUUUAG